This is a messenger RNA of Aquila chrysaetos chrysaetos, 4762 nucleotides long. RefSeq names its product ADP ribosylation factor like GTPase 11 (gene ARL11). The record is from RefSeq and is a predicted model, not a curated record. Gene Ontology annotation, cellular component: cytoplasm. Gene Ontology annotation, molecular function: GTP binding; GTPase activity. Bases 2540 to 3193 code for a protein of 217 amino acids. The transcript has 2 exons. Gene Ontology annotation, biological process: intracellular protein transport; vesicle-mediated transport. Lineage: Eukaryota; Metazoa; Chordata; Aves; Accipitriformes; Accipitridae.
UAGCAUAUGGCCUUUCUGCUCCGGCAAUAGACUCACUCAGAGCUCAUCUCGGCUGCUUUUACUUUCUAUUCCUUCAUUCUUUCUUAAACAGACUUGCAGUUGCUCCCAUGUAUUAUUUAUUGGACAUACUAUGCUUUUAUAACAUAGCUGUGGGUGGAACAGACUCUGUAGGCACAGUUUGCACCCCAUAUUUGGAAUAACUGGCAGGAAGAAAGAAAACAGGCUGCAGUUCAAUACACAGGGUAUGAGAAUGUAAAAAAAAAAAAUAGAGAGAGCUGUCUCUAUUUGCCCACGAAUUACUCUCUUCUGUGCCAUAGAAAACCCAAAAACAAUAUUCAGUAAAACUGUACCCUAGUUGCAUUCUUUAUUCUGGCUUUAUUUCUUCUUUUUCUUUUCUUUUUUUUUUUUUUUUUUACAGAAGCAGCCUACUUCUGUAGCAUGUUAGAGAGGGAUGCAAUAAGGACUCCAUCAGAUCAUAUUUCAAAUACUCAAUUAUUCAUUGGAUGGUAGAAUCUCCACGCUUGCUUCCUGUAUCUAUAUUUUAGUUUACUUAAAAGAAAUUUCAGUAUUAUGAAUGUCUGGUCAGGUAAGACAGACGUGUACUACCACCUCCUUCCAAGCCUCAGAGAAGACGAGCAGUAGCAAUACAGGAGAAACAUGAAAAGAUCAAGAGACAAAUCACUCGACCCACUGGCACAUCAAAAAAUACCAACUACAUUGAUCUUACAGUACCAUGCAAUAUGGGGAGGAAGGUUUUCCCCAGAUGGAGAACAAGCAGAUUAAGGAGCCAGACAACGAUUUAACUUAUUUUUAAAGAUGAAGAACUCAGACAAAUGGAUAACCCUCAGGCAGCAGCAUGAGCUGCAGAGUAUGCAAACAGUUCCCUGAAGGAUCAGGAUUUGCGGCACAUCAUAGUUCUCUUUUUUCAUUCUCAUCUGGAGACCUUCCUGCACCGUUUCCAUUUAUAGACUGGUUUCAGAAAAGAUCACACGUGAACAUAUACUACAUGAUUUAUCACAUGCGUGGCGGUGCAUUUAUACUGUUAGAUUAACUCUUCAACAACUGCUGUAAAUAAACUUUAGCUUUUGAAUUAACCUAAAGCCUGACCAUAGCAACACAUCUUACAUAUCCACAAGCUGCACAAAGCUUGUGGAGGCUCUCGGUGCCAACCAGCUCUGUGGGUUAACUAUGGGAGAGACAUGUACCACAGAAAUAUCUUGCAAAACACGGUCUGUAGGACCCCUUGAAAUCCCGUGCAGCCUGUCUGGGCUGGACUCCUUCUUUUGUUUUGUUUCUCAUCCAUCUUCCUUUCUUUAAAAGAUGGAAAAGUGGCACAUCUUGCCCCCCAGGGUAAGAAAUAUGCCUCUGGUUGGCCACCAGUGACCCGGUCACCGACCAGACAGUGCCCAAACUUUGUCCCCUGCAAUGGUGGCUUGCGACACGAAGGCAUCAUGUGGAGAUCGUCGCUGGGGAAACUGCAUCUCCCACGGACACGUGGAAGUCCCCCGCCGCCCCAGGGAAGCACGGAUGAAUCACAUUUCCUUCUUCAGCCUCAAGUAAAGGUGGCUGGAGAGCAGCUCCGCGUCAACGCCGCGAUGUGAGAUUUACAGCUGCUUGCAGUUCAGCACGCCUCUGAGCAACCUUUUAGGAGCAAAACCCAACCGAUAAAGAAGGUAAAUACCAGCUUUGCUGGGACUCUGCCUGGCUACCAUCAGCCGCUCUUGCACAAGUGACUCAGGGAGCUGUUUCAGCAGCACAUUUUUGCCUCUGGCGUGUAAAGUUCAAGUGGUGCUGUCUUGUUAAACAUUGUUCCCUUCUUCUAAGGGAUGUUUUUACACCCUCAGCCACAGAGGACUGACUUUGCCUCACUUACGAAAGCUAAAAUGUAGUAAAUACCUUUUGAUGUAAAGAAUUUUAUAGAUUUUCACCCCAGGGAAGGCAUUUUGACUAGUUGUAUUUCAAUGAGACGUUAAAAAAAACAGGCUUGUGUGCAUUUUUUUAAAUUGCUGUCAUUACCGUCUGCGCAACAGGUAGUGAAAGCUGAUGCUGCGGAGACUUGGUUUGUACUUUUUGACAUAAGACUGGCAGAAAAAUUGGCAGUUAUCUUGUUGCUCAUGUUUAAAUCCACACCCUUGUACUGUGAUUCAGCAAAUUCCCAGAGUAACCCUGGUCUGAAACUCGGGUUCCUCCUUGUUCUGUCCUGCCGGGGGUGGAUUUCCCCUAGAGAAGCCAAUGAACAAAAGCUCAUUUUUUUCUGUAGGUGGCGAGGAGGAAACUCUCCACCAUCUCCCCACCUCUUCCUGCAAAAUGUUGGCUCUCUUUUGCACCGAUCACUUCAGGUCGUGAAUGAAAAUGGAAGCGAGCAGCAGCGGAGCUGGGGUAUAGAAAUUGUUUCGAACGGCACUCCCUGGCUCUGCUCCACGCUUCAUAAAUAAUAGCUCUCACCUCAUUUUAGCUACAAAGAGAAGCAAAAGCAAGCUGCCUCUGUCUUCCUCCAGCAAACCUAAGGUUUUUUUGCCACGGUUGCGGCAGCAUCUUGAUGGGGAAGCUGAUCUCCAAAGGCCAGCCCAAAAGAGAUGCUCGAGUUGUCAUGCUGGGGCUCGACUUCGCCGGCAAAUCCACCCUUCUGUACAAACUGAAGAGCGGCCGGGCUGUGGAGACCUGCCCGACGGUGGGCUUCAACGUGGAGUCUCUCCAAACACCCUGUCGCGUAUCCUUCACCCUCUGGGACGUCGGCGGACAGGGCAGCCUGCGGGCGAGCUGGCCUGACUACCUGGAGGACACCAACACCCUCAUCUUCGUGCUCGACAGCACGGACACGGCUCGGCUGCCCGAAGCGAUGGCAGCGCUGGAGGAAGUCCUGAGCCACCCCAGCAUGGCUGGCAUCCCCGUCCUCCUCCUGGCCAACAAGCAGGAGGUGCCGGGAGCGUUGGCUCCCGCCGAGCUGGGGGAGAAGCUGCGGCGGGGGCGGCUGGCGAGGCACCCUUGGGUGCUCCGGGGAUGCAGUGCCCACACCGGCCAGGGACUGCAGGAAGCCCUGGCCGUCCUGGGAGAGCUGCUGCGGGUCUGGAGGGGAGCUCCCCAUCCCAAGAGCAGCCCCUCGCAGGGCCGGCGGGGAGGAGGCGAGCUCCGGAGCAAAGCUGAACCUCAGGUGGACGCUUCCUGCUCGUCGCUGCCGGCAGGUUUGUCGUAGAGGAUCCCAGUCUCCGGGUAUCCCCUAAAAUGAGCAGACCUGCGGCUGGCACGUGCCACGGAACACCCAGCUGAAACCCACCGGGAAGAACCUCCGAGCGAAACUCCCAUCGUGGAGCGUUUUUGGCCCCGUCUCUUGGACUCUCAUCACCGGCUGUGGCUUGUCCCGCUGUCGCCAGGUUCUGCUCAUCCAUUGCGUGCGUGUCCGGUGCUUCAGCGGGGCUGGUUUUUGCCAGAGCAACAUAAAUUAUAACAGAGAUGUGCACAAGGGACAGAAGAGGUUUUCUUCUUUCUGCAGCUCCCAGCCCAGAUGCAGCUAUCCUGAUGGGGUGAUCCCCAUGGCGGGGGGGGUGUUUGAACGCGCCCCGUGCUGCUUCUCUCUCAGUUCAAAUCACACGUUCAUCAGGUGGAAAAGCAGGCAGCCACUAAAAGGAAUGACUGAACAGAAGCAGCGUAAGCACAGGACUUUGAAUGGGCAACAGCUAAUUGGUUUUAGUGUGGCAGCUACGGGUUUAAUCUUCAAGCCAUGGAAGCAAGUCAGGAUUCAACGGUGAAACGUGGUUCAAGGAUGUGUGUAUAUCAAUUUCUGCAUUUCUUGUUUUGGGUCUUUCUCUUCCAUUCGUUAUUUUUAUCAAAUACUGAUUUCUUGAAAAUGGCACCUCAUUUUCCUUGGAUUAUAUUUAAAUACAGAGAAAUAAAAUCUGACUUCUAGAUGCUUGGAAACACAUCUGCAUGGCCAGUCAACCUCUAAAUAUCCUCGUGGUGGCCUGAACAACCAAGACGAAGCCCUGUCUCUCACACUUUUUGAAACUGGAUGAGACCACUCUAUGGGCAAUGAUUGGUAACCAUGGGCACCUAUGGGCACGGGAAGGUUUGUAACCAAAGGGGUCUCCACACUCAGCUGCACCCGGGGCAGUCGAAAUGCCCCUGGCAGCUCGCAACGGGGCCGGGUCCUUGGUUGCAGUGAUGGUCUUUGUCCGAUCCUGCUGAACCCACCAUUGGAAAGACCUAUAAAAUGUGUACCUGCGGGCUCCCUGUACACAAAAUUCUGUUAUUUGGGGUUAAAAUUAAGAAAUUUCAUAGGGGUCCCUACUUUAUUAUGAAAUGAAUGAAAGUGGUGGGGGAAGGCAAGAGAAAGGACACAAAAUUUUCAGGCAGCAGAAGUCAGCUGCUUUCAAGGAAGAACUUAUUCAACCUAGAAACACCAAGGAAAAAUACAUGGCGAAAUCCCCUUGUGUUCAUACCAGAGCAUUUUACAGUUGUUAAGGAAUUAAUCAUCCAGCUGUUACUGGUGCUGUUAUUAGCCUCAUUUCAUAGAAGGCAGCAGCUGGAAAACAAGGCUUAAACAGUCAUGAAGAAACAGAAUAUGACAUUUAUAGGAAGGUCUCAAUAAAAGAAAGCCUUCCCGGUGGAAAAAGUCACAUUUUUCUAGCUGCGUUAAUAUAGAACUAUUAUAUGCUAUAAACUAGUAGUCCAGUGUUGAUCUGGCCUAAGUGAUCAUGGUUAUGAGUAUACUUAAACAGCACUGAAACGUAUAAUAAAUUAUAUGGCAAAGCUGUGUGCAUGGUAA